This is a messenger RNA of Humulus lupulus (European hop), 465 nucleotides long. RefSeq lists its product as uncharacterized. Lineage: Eukaryota; Viridiplantae; Streptophyta; Magnoliopsida; Rosales; Cannabaceae. The transcript has a single exon. The record is from RefSeq and is a predicted model, not a curated record. Bases 1 to 465 code for a protein of 154 amino acids.
AUGUCACUGUAUCGAUUGGUGUUUGGUAAGGCAUGUCAUUUACUGGUGGAACUUGAGCACAGAGCUUACUGGGCUGUGAAAAGGUUAAACAUUGAUCUCUUUAUGGCCGGAAAAAAUAGGCUUAUGGAGUUGAACGAGUUCAAUGAAUUUCAGAAUGAAGCUUAUGAGAAUGCGAGGAUUUAUAAAGACAAGUCGAAGGCCUUUCAUGAUAAGCGGAUACUUAGGAAGGAUUUUCAACCAGGAGACAAGGUGAUGCUAUUUAAUUCUCGAUUUAAGCUCUUUCCUGAUAAAUUGAAGUCGAGAUGGUCAGGACCAUAUACAGUUGUUGCUUCCUUUCCAUAUAGAGCGGUGCAAAUUCAUAGCGAGAAAACAGGACACUUUAAGGUGAAUGGUCAGAGAUUGAAGGAUUAUUUAGAAGGCCUGGUAGAAAAAUGCAAGUUUGUGGUCAUUAUGGAACCACUCUGA